Messenger RNA from Numida meleagris (helmeted guineafowl), 1817 nucleotides. RefSeq names its product lysyl oxidase like 1 (gene LOXL1). Bases 1 to 1653 code for a protein of 550 amino acids. The transcript has 8 exons. The record is from RefSeq and is a predicted model, not a curated record. Gene Ontology annotation, molecular function: protein-lysine 6-oxidase activity; copper ion binding. Lineage: Eukaryota; Metazoa; Chordata; Aves; Galliformes; Numididae. Gene Ontology annotation, biological process: peptidyl-lysine oxidation.
AUGGGUGAUGUGACAGAGCUGCUGGCCUUGCUCAGUGUGCCUUCAUCCUUGGGGAGGGGGCAACGAGCCACGUGGGACACCCAGCCGUGGAGGCAGCUGAUCCAGUGGGAGAACAACGGGCGGGUGUACAGCCUGCUCAACAGCGGCGCCGAGUACGUGCCGCCGGGCCCCGAGCGGCCGGGGGGGGCCCGCCUGGUGUUGGGCCGCGCCGGGGUUCGGCGGCAAGCGGCCCCGGUCCGCAGCGCCUCGGAGACGGUGCGAGGCCACACGCGGCACCCGUUCGGCUUCGGGCAGGUGCCCGACAACUGGCGGGACGGGCCGCUGGGUGACGGCGGCGGGGCCGGGACGGCGCAGCGGGUGAGGGCAGCGGGCCGCCCGCGGCAGCCUUCCUCCUCCUCCUCCUCUUCCUCCUCCUCCUCGUCGGCCUCGUCCUUCGCCUACGCGGCCGUGGGGCAGGCGGCCUACCCGCAGCCGCCCUUCGAGCAGCACGAGGCGGCCCCGCGGGCCUACGACGAAGCCUACACGUACUACCGGGGCGGCGGCGCCGGGGGGGUGGCGGUGGCGGCGGCGGGGGCCGGCGUGGUGUACCCCUUCCAGCCCCGCGCCCGCUACGAGGACUACGGGGAGGAGCAGAGCCCCUACAGAGCGCAGGGCUUCUACCCCGAGCGGCCCUACGUCGCCCCGCAGGACGGCCUGGACCGCCGCUACUCGCACAGCCUCUACCACGACGCCGGGGCGCUCCCCGAGCACGGCGCGCCGGACUCGUACGGCGUCAACCAACGCGGCGCGGUCGUCACCAACGAUAACCUCCAAGCGCCCGUCGGGUCCCAGCCGGUGAGCGGGACGGCCUACGGGAACCACUACCAACCCUACGAGGCGCAGCCGCCGUUCCGGGCGUUGGAACCCUACGGGGCCGUGCGUCCCGACGUCUUCGUGCCCGCCAGGAGCCCCGAGGUGGCCCAGGUCGUCCCCGACAACCAGGCACGGCUCAGCGUGGGCAGCGUCUACAGGCCCAGCCACGGGGGACGGGGUCUCCCUGAUCUGGUGCCUGACCCCAAUUAUGUGCAGGCAUCCACCUAUGUGCAACGAGCUCACCUGUAUUCACUGCGCUGCGCCGCCGAGGAGAAGUGCCUGGCCAGCACCGCCUACACCCCCGAAGCCACGGACUAUGACGUGCGGGUGCUCCUGCGGUUCCCGCAGCGCGUGAAGAACCAGGGCACAGCCGACUUCCUGCCCAGCCGCCCCCGGCACAGCUGGGAGUGGCACAGCUGCCACCAGCACUACCACAGCAUGGAUGAGUUCAGCCACUAUGACCUGCUGGAUGCCACCACGGGCAGGAAGGUGGCUGAGGGCCACAAGGCCAGCUUCUGCCUGGAGGACACCACCUGUGAUUUCGGCAACCUGAAGCGCUACGCCUGCACCUCCCACACCCAGGGUUUGAGCCCCGGGUGCUACGACACCUACAACGCUGACAUCGACUGCCAGUGGAUCGAUAUCACGGAUGUGCAGCCAGGGAAUUAUGUCCUAAAGGUCCAAGUGAACCCCAAAUACAUCGUCCUGGAGUCGGACUUCACCAACAACGUGGUGCGGUGCAACAUCCACUACACAGGCCGCUACGUCGCCACGACAAACUGCAAGAUCUCCCAAUCUUGAGCUGAGCGCGAUUGGAGGGAUGGCACCAGCGAGCGCCCAGGCUCCUCCAGUGCCCCACCACGAGCCCCAAACCACCUCAAAACACCACCCCCGACUGCUUCACAUUAUCCAGAGAGAAGCAAGAGUGACUUUUUGAAAUAUUUUUAUACUUAACUUUCCUUUAA